AUGGAAGAACCUGAUUAUUCGUUAGUGGACCUUAUUGAGAGCAAUUCACGUUAUGCAAGCUUGAAAGAAUCACUUUCCGGUUAUGUCCGUGGUUCUGAUGAAUAUUUUAUCGAAUUGUUCAAGUUGCUACCUUUGAGCAGUUGGCCCACUUAUAAGACAUUCCUUAGGAAACAGGCCAUUCAAGUAGAAAAUUCUCAAUAUAAUGGGUUCAGUCCCGUUUAUCGAAGUUCGUUAUCCCCUGACAGAUUGGUUACUUGUGUUGAUCAAGAAGUUUUCCCCAGUGCAUACCAUCAUUUUAAAUUUGCAGUUAGAAAUUGGCCUGAUAACGAUUGUUUAGGUUAUAGACCUUUUGAUCCGUUAACUGGGAAAUGGGAAUCUUACUAUCAAUUUGAGUCAUAUGCAGAUGUAGAUAAACGGAUUCAAAAUAUAGGGUCAGGUAUAUUGACACUUGUAAAUUCUAGAAAUAGGCAUCAGGAUUCAAAUAAGGACGUUACCGUACCCUUAGAUUCAAAUGAUUUUAUUGUAUCAAUAUUAUCGCAUAAUCGAAUGGAAUGGGUCCUUACUGAUUUAGCAUGCCAAGCUUAUUCAUUGGCAAACACAGCGUUGUAUGAAACUUUGGGACCUACUACCUCAGAAUAUAUUUUAAACUUGACUGAAUCCCCAGUCUUGGUCUUUGCCAAAUCAAAUUUUUUUAAGAUCAUCUCUAUCUUACCAAAAUUAAAGUUUUUGAGAACUUUAAUUUGUAUGGACGAUUUAUCGAAUGAAGAAUUAACAAUUUUAAAUGAUUCAAUUUUGUCUCAAAAGUUGAAUUCUAAUAAGGAAUCCGUUAAAUUAUUUUCUUUAAAACAGGUGGAAAUGAUUGGUUCCUUAAAUCAUAUCCCAGAGAUUCUACCAUUACAAGAUUCACUGUACACAAUAUCAUUUACUUCAGGCACUACAGGUGUUCCCAAAGGUGUGGAAAUGACCCAUCAAAAUGUUACAGCUGGUAUAGCAUUUGGCUAUUCUACGUUUAAAAUACCAACACAUAAAGUGGGUCUACAAUUACAUGAUAUGUGCUUCUUACCAUUAGCACAUAUUUUCCAAAGAAUGAUCGUUUCUUAUGAUAUUGCUACUGGAACAGGUAUUGGCUUUAUUCAUAAACCAGACCCAACGGUUUUAGUGGAGGAUUUGAACCUCUUGAAGCCAGACACUCUUUCUUUAGUUCCAAGAGUAUUAACUAAAUUUGAGGCAGGAAUUAAAAACUCCAUGGAUAAAUCAUCUUUCCAAAGGAAUGUUGCAACAAAUAUCUUGGAAUCCAAACAAGCAAGGUUCACAUCAAAAGGUGGGCCAGAUAAGUCAGUGAUUAAUUAUCUAGUAUUCCAUAGAGUUUUAAUAGAUAAGAUCAGAGAAUCAUUAGGGCUUGUAAAUGCUUCAUAUUUAGUCACUGGUUCUGCUCCAAUAUCUAAUGAAACACUAUUAUUUUUAAGAAGUGCUUUAGAUGUUGGUAUGAGACAAGGUUAUGGGUUGACCGAAACUUUUGCUGGUAUUUGCUUGUGUGAACCUCAUGAGAGAGACCCUGGUACUUGUGGGGCCAUUGGUAUAUCUUCAGAAUGCAGAUUAAAAUCGGUCCCUCAAAUGGGUUAUCAUGCUGAUAAAGAUUAUAAAGGUGAGUUACAAGUUCGUGGUCCUCAAGUAUUUAAACAUUAUUAUAAGAAUGAUGUGGAAACUAAAAGAGUCAUUGAUGAAGAAGGCUGGUUUUCAACAGGUGAUAUUGCAUUCAUCGAUAAAAAGGGAAGAAUCUCGGUUAUUGAUCGUGUAAAAAAUUUCUUUAAAUUGGCACAGGGUGAAUAUGUUGCUCCUGAAAAGAUUGAAAAUAUCUAUUUAUCUUCAUGCCCACAUAUAACACAAAUAUUCUUAUACGGAAAUUCAUUGAAGACAUAUCUCGUUGGUAUCGUGGGUAUCGAUCCAGAUUCUGUACAAUUACUCAUAUCAAAGAAAUACCCUCAGGCAAAGGCUUGGACUCCUGCUCAGUUGAUCGAGAACAUUAAUUCAGAUAUCGCAUUAAAACGCCAUCUAUUAAUCUUACUAAAUAAAGAUGUCAAUGCAUUACAAGGAUUUGAAAAAUUACAUAACAUUUAUGUGGAUUUAGAACCCUUGACUGUAGAGGAUGACGUGAUCACUCCAACUUUGAAAAUUAAAAGACACAAGGCUACAAAACAUUUUAAGAAAACUCUAGAUGCAUUGUAUGAAGAAGGUUCCAUGAUUAAAAAUGGGAAAUUAUAA
Messenger RNA from Henningerozyma blattae CBS 6284, 2262 nucleotides. It is a transcript of the gene FAA2, whose product is annotated as medium-chain fatty acid-CoA ligase FAA2. The record is from RefSeq and is a predicted model, not a curated record. Gene Ontology annotation, cellular component: endoplasmic reticulum; membrane. The transcript has a single exon. The coding region runs from base 1 to 2262 and encodes 753 amino acids. Lineage: Eukaryota; Fungi; Ascomycota; Saccharomycetes; Saccharomycetales; Saccharomycetaceae. Gene Ontology annotation, biological process: long-chain fatty acid metabolic process. Gene Ontology annotation, molecular function: long-chain fatty acid-CoA ligase activity.